This is a messenger RNA of Brassica rapa (field mustard), 6108 nucleotides long. RefSeq lists its product as uncharacterized. The record is from RefSeq and is a predicted model, not a curated record. Lineage: Eukaryota; Viridiplantae; Streptophyta; Magnoliopsida; Brassicales; Brassicaceae.
UUUAAAAUAACUUUUUUAAAUCAUUUAUAAAUAUUAAUAAUGUUUUGUAAAAGUUUAAAAAUUUAAUCUCAUCCCUUUAAUAUUAAACUCUAAAAAAUAAUCACUAAAAAUUAAAUCCAAAUUUUAAAAUAUUUAUGAUUGAAAAUAUUUGUGAAAAUUAGUAGCGAACUUAUAAUAUUUCAAGCAAUUUUCAAAUAUUAAUUGCAUGUUAAAAUUUGGUAUCACUUUAGUUAGUUAUAUAUUAAGAAACCUCUACCAACUAUAUUAGUGUAUAAUACAAAUCAUCUUGUAUUUUAGUAUUUAUUGUCAUUAUUUAUUAGUUGGAUCAAAAUACAGAAAAGUGGUCACUUCACAUGCACUUUGGGUGGAGAUACUCCACCAAUGAAUAUAUAUAUGGUAAUCAAAAAAAUAUAUCCCCUUUACUUAAAAAAAGCUGACCACCUAACCAAAUCCAUUUUGUUUUGUUUAACAACCAUAUUCUUUUUACUUCUUUAUUCUUUUAUUAAUUUAGUCAUUUAUAUUAUACAUAAAAUUUAGACAUUUAUUUUAUUUAUUAUUUUACAAUUUAUGAUGUAGUGUAUACACUUAUAAGCAGAAUUGAAUUUCAAGAAUAUUUUUUUUUUUUUAAAAAAAAAAUAUAUAUAUAUAUAUAUAUGUAAUUUUAAUUUUUAAUCUACUACAUAAGUUUAUCAAUAAAUAUUUUUAUAAAGUUAAAAAAUGUGAAAUUAUAAUAUAUGCCUUCAUCAAUAGUAGUUUAUAAAAAUACUAAGGUGAUUUAAGGAUAUAUAUCUUACCUUUUUUUUUGUAACCAUUGUUUUUUUUCAUUUUCUUUUUUGGAACCAUUGUUAUAUAUAUAUAUAUAUAUAUAUAAAUAUCUUAUCUUGAUUUGCAAAUUAUCUGUAUCUUUUUUUUUGAUCAACUAUCUGUAUCUUCUAAUAAAUAAAUUAUAUAUUUCGAAAACUAAAGUAUAUAAAAUAGUACCAAAACUGUUUAAAUCCUUAAAGUGGAUUUGUUAAAGCAAUAUUUAUAGCAAUUUUAUGAAAUGUUUAUUAUGAAAAGUUCUCUACAGUAUGGUUGAAUUUGGUCGUAUGGUGAACGUGGAUCUUUGAUGCGAUCGUCAACAAGCAUAAGGUAGGCGUAUAUUUUCUAUUUAGCUACCAUUUUAAGAUGUAUUUUUCUAAAAUAUAGUCGCAUGUUUUUUAAUGAUAAAAAUAUAGCCACGAUGUUGGCAUAUGAGAGGAUAAAAUAGAUUGUCUUUUCUGGAAAUUUCAGACCUGCUUAAGGGUAACAUAAUUGAUCGGAAUGACCAGUAUUUUACAGUGAAGAUAUUUGAAAGAAAAAAAGUGAGAAUUUUCGAAAUGUUGAUGAAGCUUAAAAAAUAUAGUAAAACUAAAAUUUCAUUUAUACUUUAUAAUUUUACUAACAAAAUUUAUAUUUCCGAACACACUCAUUGCAAUAUGUAGGAUAACUUUUUGUUUGAACUCUGAAUCACCAUAAAAUCCAUAAUCAGGACAAAUUUUCUCUAGCUUUACAUUUUUGGUAAUAUAUAGAAGAAUGUAACUGGAUGUUCUCUUUAAAGAAAAAAAAUGGAUGUACGAGUCUUGCAAUGUCCUUGUCGCCUUACAGAUGAGAUGGAUUAUUUUCUGAUGGUUAACAAAGAAAGACUCUUCAAGAGAAGAACAGACGUUCAAAACUUAACGUCUCAAAACUUUAUCCAAACCAUUUCGAUGUGGACGUUUCAGGUUUCAUCAAACUCAUUAUCAUUUCCUUUUUCUUUUGUCUUUCAAAAAAAAAUAUAGAUAUUCAAAUAAUAUAUAUCUGGUUACUAUAAUUGGUAAACUGUUCUCGACUUAUAAGAGUAUAAUUAAGGGAAAGUUUUUAGGAUGAAAUUCUUAGCGGAAUAUGAGAAACCGAUUCUUAACUUUUAACUAAAAAAAUUAAGAAUCCACUAUAAGAAUCUUCAUUAAUCAUGCUCUAAGAUCUCGUGUACAUUGGUGGUGCAUUAACAAUUUUUAGUGACAGAAAGGUUGUACCUACCAUUAAAAUUAACAGGCCCAUUAUAUUCUUUGUGCUUUCAGCCCAUAGAAUCUCUAGACCGGGUCCGCACGUAGGUCUGUAUAGAGAGUUUUCCUCCACUCAUUUUCGUUUGCUUGGCGUAACAAUAAACGAAUAAGGUACACAAAAUAUUUUGAUAUGGUGGAUAUACGCGGUGUAUAUGCUUAAGUAAUGGAUACUAGGGGGUUUUAGAUGUAUAUAUAUAGCUGUAUCGGGGUAUAUCAUAGUAACAUACUGUAACUGAAAAAAAUUCAUACUAUAAGAGAAUCUUCAAAAAUGAACUCUAUUUUGAAGUUAUAGUGUCUUUUGGAGAUGCUCUGAGAGAGAAUUCGAUCCAGAUUUAGACUCAUUAUACAAUAGUUAUCUUUCUGUUUGGUGUAAUGAGAAAUUCUUUGUAACCCUAUUAAUGGCUUCUGUGGUUAUAGUUAGUCAGUUGGGAGAUUAUUUGAAGGGAGUGUUACUAUUUUCACAUUUAAUGCUCAUUAAUGGCGGAAACAAUGGCAACCUAUGUUUAACUUAAAUAAAAUAUUUGACCACUGCUAUUUGCUAUGAAUGCAAAUUAAUCGACUUUUGUUCAUAUCUAGUAUAUGUGCUUCGUCCAAAGAUAUGUGGAAUGUUCUUAUAGUUGAUAAUAUUUGCGUCUGAAAGAUAUAGGAGAUUGGUAAUGAGCUUCCAUGUCAUGUGUGACAUAAAAUAUGACAUAAAGUACUUCAAACUCAGAAGUCAGAACUUACUUUCAUACUUACGCAGUCUUUUUAACGCUUCAGAUUAAUUUAAUAACCUACAACCCAUUACCCAACUACAAAGGCCUACAAAGUAAUCAUAUCAUCACCAAAUCUACAGCUCAAGCCUCAAACCCGACCCAAUCGCAAAUGUAAACCAACCAAAUUAUCAAACUCCGCCCUUCUAUCAAAAUAACUGGCCCAACCCAUAAAUAACAUUGGACAUCAAACUGACUUGGCAAAGAAGGCAUUUGUAUAUUAAAGGCCACUAAUUUUACAUUGCUAAACACCAAAGAAGACAAUUAACGGCUGCAUUUUGGAUAAUGCUAGAGGCAACCUAAAAGAUGCAACACUCACACUCACAAGUAUAAGAAACUAGCGAUGGGGAUAAUCAUUUUCCAAACACAAAAACCUUAUUUCUUGCCAACAAGAAAAUUUCUUUCCCUCUUCAAAUUUCUCCACAAACAAUUUUUGAGAUCUUAUCUCCAAGGUUGCCACAUUCUCCGCAUCAACCUCAAUCAAUGUAUGCUUGCAUGACCAACCGUCGCUGUCAUCACACAGGAUCGUUGUGUGUACAUAAGUAAAAAUAUACACCACAUAACAAAAAAACAAUAAUCCGUGGAGCAUCCAAUAAUAUAUAUAUAUAUAACUUUGAUUUUUCUAUUCUAUAAAACCAUUUUUUUGGAUAUUUUGAAUUUUUAAUAAAAUUAGAAAUUAACGUUUAGAAAGUUUAUAUUAAUUUAGAUUAUUAGACUGAUACAUAUAGUUGUUCAGAAAAAAGAGACUGAUACAGAAAACAGUGAUACAUGUCACAAUUCAAAUGCAUUCAAUCUUAUAUAAUAAAUGAUACCUUCACCAUGAUAUUACAAACCUUAUAUUACUCUUAAAAUGACCAUAAAUCUGCAUUAUCACUUAGGACGUUUGAGUCAAAAACCUUGGAAUCGAGCUUAUGUUACUGGAGAUGGAGAGCACGUGGUGAGGGAUGAUGGGUUAGACAGAAAAUCACAAGAAAGCAAAAGCGCUAACUAUUGAAACACAAAAUGACAAGCCCAUAAUAGUAACGUGCUGUCUUCACGGGUCACCUCUAGCAUGCUCACUGUCAAUCAAAACCUAACUUUAUAUUUUCUUUAUUAUUUUGUAAAAAGAAAUUAUUUUUGUUUGUCUUAUAACUGCUUCAUGAUAUCAAAUUUAAUAGAUUACAUUAAAAUUAGAUAUAAACGGAUUAGUUCAUAUCCCGUAUAUAGUAGACAUUACUAAAGCUUCUAUUACAUCUGCGAUAUGAGAUUCUAUGACACAUUGUCUUGAAAAUGACUUCAGUCUCAUUUCAAACCAAAUCUCACCCUGAGAUCUGUUAACAUUCUAGAUGAACCCUACUUGGAAACCUUGACACCCCCGUUUAGUCUCAUUGGAACUUCUAUAUAUAGGAGAGAUAAUAAAAUUGGCCACAUAAAUAGACAUUAAAUUAAGAUAAAGAAAAAGGUAUAAAAUGAAGAAUGUAGCAUGGUACUUGUGUUUAUAAAAUAAUAGUGGUUGCAUAUAAAUUUAGUCUCAGGGAAGUGGAGUAACGCAAAUAUUCCAUCUGAAUUCUAGAAUUGUUUUAAAAUCAUACUAAAAAACAAAAAGUACAUUCCAACAGAAUUUGCAGCAUAUACAAAGUAAUUAUUACCAAGAAAAAAAAGUAAAAAUAAAACAAUAUUUCUCUUUUUCUCUCCGACUACAAACAUCAAGGAAAACCAAUCUAAAUUCCAAAAGGGUUUAGUUGAUUUUAUCUUCUUUUUUCAUCACCUGGCCUAAUUAACAGUGAUAAUGUCUUCAUCGCCUUUUUGUUCUUGGCCUCUGGUACUAUUGUUAGUAUUGUUGUGCAUGGUGGCCAGAGAAUCAAACGGAGCUUCCAACAAUGUAAAAGUGGGAAGCAUUUCAAAGGUAGAAGAUGCUGAUAAUUUCCAUAUAUAUUAUGGACAAACCUUCAAAGUCAUCAAGAAUGCUAUUGAUGGCAAGAGUUAUCUCCUCAUUCAGAAUGGCGGUUCGGACAAAGUAUUGUACUUCCAGGAUAAAAUCCUAUGUGAUUCCACUUCUUAACUACUCAGUAGACACUCAAUCUUCUCAAGGUAUGCUCCGUUAUUUUCCCCUGCUUUCUUUCCUCUGUUUUAAACGGGCCUGCCUUUUAAGAUCUCUCUUUUUUUCUUAUUCAGGAGGCCUUCCGGUUUCUUUCUUUGAGCUACUUGGAUUACUAGGGAGCUUGAAGGGAAUAACAUCAGACGCGGUGGCUUCACCGUGUGUUCUGAAACUGCUUGAGGCAGGGGAAGUAGUUAAGUUUGAAAAAGGUGCAGAAGAAGUGUCUCAGUUUGCAGCGCACUUCAUCAGUGAUACUGAUCAACUUCAGACAUGCAAUUUUGCAAACUUUUUUCCACUCAGCGAAGGCACACCUCUUCAGCGAGCCGAGUGGAUUAAAUUCCUUGGUGCUUUUGCCAAUCUUGAAACUAAAGCAAAUCAAGUCUACGAUGCGGUCAAAGCAAGCUAUACUUGCUUGUCUCAAAUGGCAGCUAAAAGGACCACAUCCUUCAAACCCAUUGUAGCCUGGAUGGAGUACGAUAAAAAUGGAGGUGUUUGGGGUUUUACAAAGGAACCACAUAAGCUAAAGUUUGUAGAAGAUGCGGGUGGUGAGAAUAUCGACAAAUCUAUAAACAAGAUCACUUACAAUGUCUCUGAUCCUGAUGAUUUGGAAGCACUCCAUGCUAUUUUAUGCACUGUGGAUGCGGUGAUCGAUGAAACGCUAUCGUCCGAACCUCAGAAUUACACAAAGAAAACAUUCUUGGAUAACAUAAACCUGGAGGAUAACUCAUGUUUUGCGUUUAAUCAGAGCAUCUGGAGAUAUGACAAAAGAGUUAGAAAGGGAACAACUCUUGACUGGCAUGACGGAGCAAUAUCGCAACCAAACCUUGUACUGGCUGACAUGAUUGAAGCCUUGUUUCCAACUGGAAACUACACAACCUCCUAUUUUAGAAACAUUGCCAAGGGCGAAGGAGUCAUAGACAUUAGUUCGGAUAUGUGUGAUAGAGACGCAUCAUUGCCGUUAGUUCCUAUCAUUCCAGCUUGCGGAUGAUGUUUUAUACCUUCACGGUUCUCUGGUCUUCCCCUCCCUCUCCCACUCUCCUCAAGAAACAUAGAACAUCUUAUUCGAUUGCAUUGUUAGCGAUUUCAAACUUUUUAAGAUUUCUGAUGUGACAAUAUUUGAUAAACUACGUUUAUUCAUAGCCAGUUUUAAUUCCUUGUGUAAGCACACGUGAAAUAUGUUGUAUUUUACGGAAACAACAUACAACUAUAAUGUCUU